AUGGGUGUUCCAGCAUUAUUUAGAUGGCUAUCUCGUAAAUACCCAAAGAUUAUAUCACCUGUUGUGGAAGACGAUGUCACGCAAGAAAUUGGUGCAGCGCAAUUCAGCGAUCCAAAUCCAAAUGGUGAGUUAGACAAUUUAUAUUUAGAUAUGAAUGGGAUUGUUCAUCCCUGUUCCCAUCCUGAACACAAACUUCCACCAGAGACAGAAGACGAAAUGUUUUUGGAUGUUUUUAAAUAUACUGAUAGAGUGUUAUUGAUGGCAAGACCUCGAAAAGUUUUAAUGAUCGCUGUUGAUGGGGUUGCACCAAGAGCUAAAAUGAACCAACAAAGAUCAAGAAGAUUUAGAUCCGCACAAGAUGCGAAAAUUGCACACGAAGAAAAAGAACGCCAAAUUAGAGAGCGGGAAUCGAGAGGUGAACUGAUCGAUGAUGCAAUCAAAGGUAAAAAAUCAUGGGAUUCCAAUGCUAUUACCCCGGGCACACCGUUUAUGGAUAGCUUAGCACAAGCAUUAAGAUACUGGGUAGCCUAUAAAUUAGCAACAGAUCCCGGCUGGGCAAAUUUGCAAGUCAUUAUUAGUGAUGCAACCGUUCCUGGUGAAGGUGAACACAAACUUAUGAGUUUCAUAAGACUGCAAAGGCUGGAUCCAGAAUAUGAUCCAAAUACGAAGCAUUGUAUCUAUGGGUUGGAUGCUGAUUUAAUUUUCUUGGGGUUGGCAACUCAUGAACCACAUUUUAGGGUUUUAAGAGAAGACGUCUUCGCCAAUCAAUCAAGACAGAUGAGAAUAUCCGAUCAGCUUCUGAUGACUCAAGAUCAAAAAGAUUCCAUAGCGGAACAAGAUGCGAAGAAACCUUUCUUGUGGCUACACGUUAAUGUAUUGAGAGAGUAUUUGGAAAUUGAAUUAUAUAACCCACAUUUAUCUUUUCCAUUUGAUUUAGAAAGAGCAAUUGAUGAUUGGGUGUUCAUGUGUUUCUUUGUUGGUAAUGAUUUCUUACCUCAUUUGCCAAGUUUAGAUGUUAGAGAUAAUGGUAUUGAUAUACUUGUUAAUUGCUGGAAGAGAAUGUUACCGAAACUACGGGAUUACAUAACUUGCGAUGGUAAUCUUAACUUGGAGAGUGUUGAAAAGUUACUAUCUAGUUUGUCGUACAAAGAAGAUGAAAUCUUUAGGAAAAGACACGAAGGAGAAAAGAGAAGGGAAGAGAACGACAAGAGACGUAAACUUGCCCAAGAAGAAGAGAAAGCAUUAAAGAAUCAAUACAUACCUCAAGUUUCAAAAGGUAGCGAUAAGGCCCCAUUAACAGCUGAUAUUAAUAUGCCCUUGUUAUCUACAAGCGGCGAUGCUGUUGAGGGUUAUGCACAGUUAUCGAAUAAAGAUAUUGUGGAGAAUCGAGAUGUUAUUACAAAGGCGAAUAUGUCUAAUGCCGACGCUGCGGCAGCUUUAAAGAAGUUGCUUGAUUCUAAAAAUAAUAAGGAGUCCGACAAAAAUGUGAGUGCAUCUGCAGCAAUCCAGGAACAGCAGAAUAAACUGGAUAUAAACACUACUGAGAAUUCGAAAAAGAGGCCAAUCGAUCAAGUGGAAGCUGAAUUACCAAAACCAGAUGAGAAUGGUGAUUCUGUUAGGAUGUGGGAACCAGGAUAUCGCCAGCGAUACUACCAAAGUAAAUUUGGUGUAGUAUCAGAGGAGGAAAUCAACAAAAUUCGUCGUGAUAUGGUCCGCUGUUAUUUAGAAGGCAUUUCCUGGGUAUUAUUAUACUAUUACCAGGGAUGUCCCUCAUGGCAGUGGUAUUAUCCAUAUCAUUAUGCACCUUUUGCAGCAGAUUUUGUAAAUAUAAAUGAUAUUAUUGGUGAACAAGGUAUCAAGUUUACACUUGGAGAACCAUUUAAACCGUAUGAGCAGUUAAUGUCAGUGUUACCAGCGGCUUCCGGACAUAAUUUACCUGAAGUGCUUAGAAUCUUAAUGUCAGAUCCAAGUAGUGAAAUACUUGAUUUUUAUCCUGAGGAGUUUCAAAUUGAUAUGAAUGGUAAAAAGAUGAGCUGGCAAGGUAUAGCAUUAUUGCCGUUUAUUGAUGAAAAUAGACUACUCGAAGCAUUGGAGAAACGGUACCACUUGUUAACCGAUGAUGAAAGAGAAAGAAAUACUUUGAAGAAUGAAGUCUUAUUCAUUUCAAACCAAAAUAAAAACUAUAAACGUUUCUAUAAUGAAUUAUAUGAUAACAAUGUAAAAGAAUUAAAAUUCAGGUUUAGCAGAUCUAGUUUAGCAGGAACCGUUAUCAAGAAUGAGUACUUUGUCCCGGAUGGAAUAACUAAGUUUCCUUUAAGUGAGGGUGAUAUGCCAGAUUUAAAUAAUAUUGAAUUUUUCCAAUCGUCCUACAAAAUGCCAACCAAAAAGAUGGGUAAAUCAAUGCUUAUUAAUGGAUAUAUUUCACAUACUAGAACAUUAACCCAAGAAGAUAGGGAUUCAAUACUUCACGGAAAUCAGAGAAAUGGUGGCUACAAUAGGUUCCGUACACCAAAUGAUAAUAGUGGAUACGUGAAUAAAGGUCCAAGUGGCAAGGAAGACUAUUUGAUAUACUCUAUGAGAAGAGGCGGAUAUAGAGCUUUCAUGCACAAUUUGAAAAAUCAAAAUCAGCAACACCAACAACCUGUUCCUAUGAAUGCGAUGGCUAAUAAUAGUUAUGAUAAUCAAUAUAACAGCUAUAGUAACAAUAACAACUACAACAAUAAUUACAAUGGUGGUUAUCCUAAUCAGAGCAACAACAACUACAGUAAUCAGAAUAGCUACAACAACUACAGUAAUCAGAAUAGCUAUAACAAUUACAAUAACCAGAAUAGCUACAACAAUUACAAUAACCGUAACAACCAUGGUAAUUAUAACAACUAUAAUAGAUAUAAUAAUCAAGGUAGUAAUUAUGACAGGCAAGGCCAAGGAAAUGCGUCCAGUAACAGAUCUGGAUAUAUCCCAGCACCCAAUCGAACUGGUAAUUUUAGAAAUAGAAAUGGUUAUAAUCGUUAG
Debaryomyces hansenii CBS767 is the source of this 3012-nucleotide messenger RNA. It is a transcript of the gene RAT1, whose product is annotated as ssRNA exonuclease. Gene Ontology annotation, cellular component: nucleus. The record is from RefSeq and is a predicted model, not a curated record. The coding region runs from base 1 to 3012 and encodes 1003 amino acids. The transcript has a single exon. Gene Ontology annotation, biological process: nuclear-transcribed mRNA catabolic process. Gene Ontology annotation, molecular function: RNA binding; 5'-3' RNA exonuclease activity. Lineage: Eukaryota; Fungi; Ascomycota; Pichiomycetes; Serinales; Debaryomycetaceae.